This is a messenger RNA of Knipowitschia caucasica, 969 nucleotides long. Lineage: Eukaryota; Metazoa; Chordata; Actinopteri; Gobiiformes; Gobiidae. The record is from the annotation of a GenBank genome assembly.
AUGUCUGAGCAGGAGUCCCUGCGCUCCAGCGCCAGGAACCGGGGAGGCGUACAGCGAGUGGAAGGAAAGCUCCGGGCGAGCGUAGAAAAGGGGGAUUAUUAUGAAGCACAUCAGAUGUACAGGACGCUGUUCUUCAGGUACAUGUCACAGGCUAAACAUGCAGAGGCCAAAGAGCUCAUGUACAACGGUGCUCUGCUCUUCUUCAGCUAUAACCAGCAAAACAGUGCUGCAGACUUGUCAAUGCUCGUUCUAGAAGUAUUGGAGAAAUCAGAGUCAAAAGUGGAAAAUGACAUUUUGGAACAACUGGCGAAGCUGUUCAGUCUGAUGGAUCCAAACUCACCAGAGAGGGUUGCGUUUGUAUCCAGAGCACUAAAAUGGUCCACAGGAGGCUCAGGAAAGUUGGGUCACCCGAAGCUCCAUCAACUUUUGGCUGUCACUUUGUGGAAAGAACAAAACUACAGCGAGUCUCGUUAUCACUUCUUGCAUUCGUCUGACGGAGAGGGGUGUGCCCUGAUGCUGGUGGAGUACUCCGCCUCCAGAGGGUUUCGUAGUGAGGUGGACAUGUUUGUGGCGCAGGCCGUCCUACAGUUCCUCUGCUUGAAGAAUAAAAACAGUGCUUCAGUGGUGUUCAGCACAUACACAGAGAAACACCCGUCCAUAGAAAAAGGGCCCCCGUUCAUGCAGCCUCUACUAAACUUUAUUUGGUUUCUGCUGCUGGCAGUGGAAGGGGGUAAAUUAACAGUUUUCACAGUGUUAUGUGAGCAAUAUCAGCCUUCCCUGAAGAGGGAUCCCAUGUAUAAUGAAUAUCUUGACAGAAUAGGACAAGUAUUUUUUGGAGUCCCACCAAAACAGUCUCCAUCAUAUGGUGGUUUGCUAGGAAAUCUGCUGAAUAGCCUGAUGGGAUCUGGAGAGGAGGACGAGGUGGCUGACGAAGCACAGGAAGACAGUAGCCCCAUAGAAUUGGACUGA